Messenger RNA from Cheilinus undulatus (humphead wrasse), 1348 nucleotides. Its product is annotated as CD276 antigen homolog. Gene Ontology annotation, biological process: cellular response to lipopolysaccharide; cell surface receptor signaling pathway; immune response. The transcript is spliced from 2 exons. Gene Ontology annotation, cellular component: external side of plasma membrane. Bases 967 to 1296 code for a protein of 109 amino acids. Lineage: Eukaryota; Metazoa; Chordata; Actinopteri; Labriformes; Labridae. The record is from RefSeq and is a predicted model, not a curated record.
AAAAAAAAGAAAAAAAACCACCAGUGUUAAUUUUAAUGUCAUUACGGAAGCAGGUUGUCAUUACCAUCACAAUACAUUUUUUUGAUAAAAAAUGUUAUUUUAUUGUUAACUUGGGUUUUCCCUAAAUCACUGUGAUGAUGUUUAAAAGUCUAAAUUUGCAUUUUCAGAAAAAUAUACAUUGCAAUUCAAAUAUUCUGAUUAAGUCAGAGAGAACAUGUUGUUAAAAUGUAUUUUAAAUGUACUUACAAAUAUUUAGAAUAUGAUUCUUAAAGAGCAUGUUUUGUACUUACUAGAAUAAUUCUGAAAACUUUGCUUGUCAAAUUGUUUUGUAUUAAAAUCAGUUGUUUUGUCUUUGUAAUGGUAAUGAUUUUUGCUGUGACAAAUUUGAAAAAAAAAAGCAUCAUAAUGUCAAAAUUAUCAUGAAGUACAAUCAAAGCUAUGCUAACAUCUAUGUUCCAGACCAAUUGAUAAACCUUUUGAAAUACAAAAAAAAAAAAAAAAAUAGAGAUUAAAGAACAUUAUUUUUUCAAAAUUCCAAAAGUCAAAAGUGCUCCGAAUUGAAGAAUCACCCUGGUACAAUCAAAUAAUAAAAAGGUUCAAUAUUAACCAGGGUUUCACAGUAAAUGAAUGACAUCUCUGGUGUCUGACUGCAUGCAGCAAAAGCCUCUUAAACAUCCUGAGUCCAUCUUUGAUUCACAGAGGAGUGCUCUCUUCUUUUAUUCUGAAGCUGUGUGGCCCUUUCUGUCCACAGUUCUAGAGGUAUAAAGAUGAAGCUUUUGUUUUGAAGGGUUUCAUCCUCUGUCAUGUGGUCGUUGCAAUUCCUGGAAACUUUUCGGAGAUGAAACCGAAAGUAGUGAAUAACGGACUGGUCACGUCUGUGGGAGUGUCAGAAACGUCUUUAGAGUCAGGGCUGUGUCCACGGAAAAGUGUAGUCUGUCCGCAGGGAUACUUCAUGACCAGAGAACCAUGGCGCUCCUCUUCCUCCUCUCUCUCUUCUUCACCCAGACUCUGAUCUCAUCUGCUGCUGACGGACCAGUGCUGGGAGUGAAAGAAGGAGAGGACGUUGUUCUACCCUGUUCCAUCAACAAAGACAUCACGUCAAACACCUUUGAGUGGACUAAAGUCAACAGUAAAGAGGUGUAUCUUUAUCAGAACAACGGAGCGCCAUUCAGCAACAAGCGAGAAGGUCGGGACAACCAGUUUAAAGAUCGAACGUCACAUUUUCAAGAAGAACUGAGCAAAGGCAACGCCUCCAUUAAGAUCACAGAGACAAAACUGGCUGACAGUGGAAUCUAGACGUGUUCUUUCAUAAAUCCAUCAGGUCCAACGUUCUCCGUUCAGCUUGUUG